AAGGGUGUCAGAGGUUGAAUGGCAUGACACAGAGGCAGGAAUUGGAUUCUCUGCCUCCCAAUGAAAAGAAUGUCUGCAUUUCUGCCUCAUAUUCUCCCAUUGUUCCCUUCCCCGCCAAGUAUAUUUAAUGACUAAUUUUUACACCCAAAGCAAGCAGCAUGAGUGCAAGUCACCUAGGACAAGUAUCACGGAGCUACACUGGUCUUCAAAUGCUGCCUGGGGGUGGGGAAGGAAAGGGCUGGGGAACAGGCAGCAGACCAGGGAAGACCUCUACUGGGGUAUUGGUGGCUAGCAGGCCAAAUUUCCAAUAUUAACGAAUUAUUCUUACUAACUAGAUGCUGAGUUCAGUUGUUUCCACUAGCUGGAGGACUGGAAGGGCUCCCAGAGCCCUCUAAAUGUUAGCAUCCUGUUGCAUAGUCAUUUGAGCUAGUUCUGCCUCUGACCCCCCCAACUCACUCUCCUACCUACAAUUUCUCCAGCACACACACACACACACACACACACACACACACACACACAUGAUUUUUUAAGUCUUUCUGCCUCUAAAUCUGUGCUCAACACACAUUGUUUCCGGAAAAUAUGAAGCCUGAAGGCUUAAACUUGGCUAGAGUCAUAUCACCAAGAAAUUGUAGUCUGUGCAUUGGCGAUACUGGCCCAGUGACUUGGGAGUUAUUAGUGUGCAAUGAAUAUGAUGAGAAAUGUCAGGCCCUGGUGCGCCUACAGAGCGUCCAAGGCCACAUCUUGCUGCCGGAGGGAGAUGGCUCCGUCUAUUGCGGGUGUCCCCGGAACACAGAGCACGGCUACUUCCUGCUUCGUUUCUACCGCCACGGCAAGUGGACCCUGCAGUGCAUGGUCACUGGCCACUACCUGGAGUCUGAUGGCGAGGCCGUAUUCUGCAACUCGAGGGUGCUCUCCGCCUACCACAUGUGGACCCCACGGCCAGCCAUCCACGUCCACGUGGUCCUCUACAGCCCCAUCUCCUGCUGCUAUGUCCGAGCCAACCCCCAGCAGGGUUGUAUCUGGGUGGAUGCUCCCGUGCCCUACUUAGAGGAGUGUGGUUUCCUGCUUCACUUCCAUGAAGGGCUCUACCACCUGGAGUCUUCUUCCCACCACUUUCUGUCCCAAAAUGACAGGUUGGUCAGCAGACCCUCACUGCAAACAGGCUUCCACCUGCAUUUCCGGCCCGGUGGGCAGAUAGCCUUGGGCGAUGGGCAGGGGUGCCUCUUGUACCCACAGGGCUCCCAGUCCCUCCUGUCUCUGGGCUCCAGACCCAUGGGUGGAGAAGAGUGGUUUGUAUUGCAACACUGCCCAACCUGGAUCACCCUGAAAGCUAAGAAUCGGAAAUUCAUCACCAUCGAUUCCGAAAUGGAAGCCUGUGCUAGAUCUGAGGAGAUGGUUCCUCUGUGCUUCUUCCAGUAUGAGAGUGAUCCAAACUCUAAUGCCAUUCAGCUACGUUCAGUUACUGGUCAAUAUUUAGCACAGAGGUCACAUAGGGCUAUAAUAGGAGAUGGGAAAAAACUAGAGGCAGCGGCUAUUUUCUGUGUGCAAUGGAACUGUGACAGGAUCACUCUACAGGCUGCCAGUGGACGCUAUGUGGGUGUUACAUCCAAUGGGUGUUUGAUAGCUACGUCCUUGCAACCAGGUCCUUGUGAAGAAUUUAGGGUCCGUUUAGUCAAUCGACCUUUCCUAGCCUUGAGAGGUCGAUAUGGCUAUGUGGGCACCUCUUCAAACCAUGACCAAAUGCAGUGCAACAUGGACCAACCAGAUUGCAUCCAGCUCCUUCCCUGCCGACAAAGUAUUUACCAUUUCCAAGAGUGGCACCUUCUGGUCCCUGACAGCUUAUGGCACCUUCCGUCCCUGGGGAAAGUUUGCUCUCAACUUCUGUCUAGAACUACGAGGCAGCAACCUGCUUGCUGUGUUGGCCCCCAAUGGCUACUAUAUAAGGGCGGACAGCAGUGGUGUCUUAUUGGCGGACAGCAAGAUUAUCACCAGCGAGUGUCUCUGGGAGUUUUAGGUAGACAAGAUGCCACCAUAAAGAAGACCCUGAAGAUGAGAUUUGUGAGAUUAUCCACAACACAAUCCUUACCCCUACAAGUCACAACUUAUCCUUCUACUCCUCAACCAAAUUUCACACUGAGAAACAAUAUACCAUGGCCAGCCACCAACAUUUCUAUGUGCUGCCUCUGCUUCUUUCAAAGGGAGCAGAAGUGGGAGGGGGCAGGGUGGAGAGCUCAUGGCUGGGAAGCCUUGGGAUGCUUUGAGUCUGACAUUCAAAGGAGCUCAAAAGGUAUGUUUUGCUGUGGAAGUAGAAACACAGAAGAAGAAGAAAAAAAAACAACUGCUUGAUCACACGGUUAGAUGGGGAUAUGAUUGGGGAUGUAGACUCUAAAUGAUCACCCCAGUGCAAAUAUCAAUAAUAUGGAAAUAGGUCUUGAUCAAUAACACUUGUAAAACCCAGUGGAAUUACUCAUUGGCUAUAGCAGGGGUGGGAGUGGGGGGGGGGGAGUAGAGGGAAAGAACAUGAAUCAUGUAACCAUGGAAAAAUAUAUUUUUAAUUGUUUCUAAAAAAAAAAAGGUUUGUUAUGGUGAGGCAUGCUGACCAGCAUCCAAUUGUAUUCCCAACUACUAGGGAAGAUAUGACUACCAGGUCUUUUGAGUUCAGGAGUUCCAAACUUUUAUUUGCUUGCAAAUCUGGUAUCUACACUAUGUUUGGCAUCAAUCAGGAGAGCCCCCAAGAACUGGGGUGGGAGUAGGGGACACAGGGCAGUGUCAAAUCCUAGAAUCAGUAAUGGAAUCAGCCUGAAAAUAGCCUUCCAAUAUGGGUGAUAUAGGGAUAUCCAGUCUUUAAAAUAUAUAUAUAUAUGGAAGCAGAGAAAAGGAAUCCCUUUCUUCCCUUUCCCUAUCUUUCUUAUCUCAUCCCAUCUCUAUUAACUAGCUGGGUCCUAGAACUCUGGUCUUCCAUGUACAAGAUGGAAAGUAUACAAGAUAAUCCAAUGGGGCUGGUAAGAAAAUAAUAGAAAUUGUAUUUAUAUUGAUUUUAAGUAAAAUAAAGGAAUGAAGAUUUACUCAUAUGUAAUACAGAAACUGGCACUGCUGCCCUGAUUUAGUCAAUGUUGUACAGGCUGCCAAAUGGCAUGCAAAAUAUCCUGAGGAAAGAAGAGGAUUUCCAGAGAACAGAGGGGUUUGAAAUAGCACAAUUCCCUCAUUUGUUUUUGAGUGAACUGUGACAUGUUGAAGUUGACUGGUACUCCUUUAAGCUUAUCUUAUCUAGAAACAUGCAAUACCCACCUUUUUUCAGAGGGGUAAUAGUCUCAGAAUGCAGAUUAAGUUGCAUUUUUUUGGACAUUGCCAAUAUGGGAAUUUAUUUUGCUUCACUAUACAUGUUUGAAACAGGGGUUGUAUUUUUCUUCCUUUAUCAAUAUGGGGAAAUAAGAAGGAGAGAAGGCAGAUUUUCAUGAAAAAAGAUUACAUUAUCUUGUUUUAACUAAACCAAGCUUUGCAAAAAUGGGCAAGUGGCUUCAAAAGAUUGCUGCAAAGAAAUCAUGGCUUAAGGAUAAAAAAUGUGCUAAGCAAACACCCCCAAAAUGGCAGAGUUGACACUUCUACUCCUAGCUCUUCAUCAACCAUAUUAUAAGAAGAAAGCAGCCCCCCCAAAAAGAAAUCCUAAGCAGAUCUAACAAGAAUUUGCCUCCCUCCCCAUUAAAAAUUAUAAAGAUUAUUAAAAACCUUUAUUUACAAUCACCCUCAAUGAAAUCAGUGCAUUUCAUGGCUUGAGAUACUAGUUAAUAACAUGGAGCCUUCAUGAAUAGCAAUCCAUUUAAAACUAUAUUUCUGUGCUGAAAACAGUCCAAGUAUCAUCUCUUUUUUUUAAAAAAAUGUAUCCAUAUGACUUAAAACCAUGAAAAAAAUAACUUCCUAACCUAUUUAAAUAUCUUUCAACUGAAAAGUUUUAAUGGGUUUUGAAAGAAUUUUUAAAAAUACAGAUGCACGAUCUUGUUAUUAGUUUGUAAGAACACUAAUUGGUAUCAAGGAAGAUGGAAAUUUAUUAGAUGAGUUUCAAUGAAAACCCUUUUCAUAAUUGAAUGGAAUGAACAAGGUGUAGAGUGAUGUAAGGAGAUCUACUUGCUAAUGCUACAAUUUUUCCAUUUAGAGCAAUGUUUUUUCAUGUAUCUUUUUUUUAGCUAAUCACCCACUAAAACAACUGUUUUACUGAAAUAAACUUAAGGAAAGUAUCACUGGGUUCAAACAAGAUAUUUAGAAAAAGAACAUUUAAGCAUGCUGAAUAUAAAACUAUAGUCUCCUUUGAUCUGCUGGUUCCCAAUUUUAUAUUGCAUUUUAAUGUUGGUAACCCAUUUACCCACUACUUACACACUACUUUGUAAUACUACCUAACUAAAACCUUAAUUGUAAAGGAUGUGUAUUUAAUAGCAAGGUGGACUUUUCCUAGCUUUGUGACCCUAGGCAAGUCACUUACUGCUAUUUGCUUAGCCCUAACUUUCCUAUCUUAGAGUUGUUACUAAGACAGAAAGGGAGUUUUUUUUUUUUAAAGGAUGCUCAUUUAUAUCCCACAGCCAUUGCUUAUCCUCUCUUCAGCUACAAAACAUGAACUUAUGUGAUAUUAAAUAUCUAUCAUGCAGAAAAUAGUAACUUUAAAUACUUGAAUUGUCUGAGUAUUUAACAAAGAUUUGUAGUUUCAGAAAUCAAUAGUAAUAUAUUAUAAGUAGAUGUUGUCACCUCAUUCUCUCAAACUCAGUUUAUUCUAUCAAAUUUAACUUUUAAAAAUCCAGUAUAGUUUUAGUGACAGUAAAAAUUGCUUUGUAUGAUUAAAUGUUUCUAAAAUGUU
This is a messenger RNA of Monodelphis domestica (gray short-tailed opossum), 4843 nucleotides long. RefSeq names its product fascin actin-bundling protein 3 (gene FSCN3). NCBI's taxonomy places the organism in Eukaryota, Metazoa, Chordata, Mammalia, Didelphimorphia, Didelphidae. Gene Ontology annotation, cellular component: cell projection membrane; cytoplasm; actin cytoskeleton. The record is from RefSeq and is a predicted model, not a curated record. Gene Ontology annotation, biological process: actin filament bundle assembly; establishment or maintenance of cell polarity; cell migration. Gene Ontology annotation, molecular function: protein-macromolecule adaptor activity; actin filament binding.